Molecule: messenger RNA, 1119 nt
Organism: Aspergillus terreus NIH2624
Lineage: Eukaryota; Fungi; Ascomycota; Eurotiomycetes; Eurotiales; Aspergillaceae
Exons: 1
Coding region: 1-1119 (372 amino acids)
Source: RefSeq, a predicted model, not a curated record
AUGGUGGAAUUCAUCCCUCCUCCCGAUCCUCACACUCUCCUCCUUCCGCUAUUGGCCUGUCUCCCCACGGCCUUCGUCUCUCCUCGGCCUCCCCCCGCGCUGCUUCCUCUCCUCUCCCCCAUCCUCCGUCAACGAGUCCAGAUCUUCAGCUCGGUUUCCUCGUCGCCCACGGAUUCAUGGCUUCAACACCUUUGCUGGGACACUACGAAAGCCGAACGGCUCCAGUCUCUGGUUGAUGGCGCCAGUUUCGAACCGCACCCCGUGUCAGGCGAGAUCGAGCUGCCCGGAGAGACCCCGAUCACAUACAAACGGAUUGAUGACGAGACGCUCCAGUCGCGCAUUCUAAUUCCCGACUACAGUCUCAAAGUAAUUUUCCUGUGGUGUCCAAGUGAUCAAGAGGGUGGGGGACCGGGGUGGCGAAUUGCAGAAUUACUCCCUCACGAGGGUGCUCUCGAAGAGGAUGGAGCUUGGUCCAACUCGAUCGGGGAGGCAAACGUUCAUGCUAAAGAGAAGCUGAUGGAGGACGCAUUGAAGGCCGCGGAGCGGGACGAGAAAGUUGCAUCUCGUCAGGAACCGGAACCCGAAGACGAGGACGAUGAUGCCGAUUACUGGGCGCAAUAUGAUGCCACCCCCGGACGGACCCCCGCGGUCAAAACCCCCGCGCCCAAUCAGCAGCAGAACAUGUCGGAAGCAUCGUACUUUUCGCGGUACGCCGAGGUCCAACCGGCGAUGGACAAUCAUGAUCCUGCGGAAGAGCAGCCGGAGAUCGGGCCAUCCUCUCUCAAUGGAGAUAUGCUGGCGAACCUCCUUCGGCGACAGGUGGACGGUCUGAAUGGCGAGCAGUCAGGGAAUUCCAACGCUGCAAACGAACAUACAGCCAUGCCGCUGAACCACCCCCGUCCAUCUUCGACUUCUUCGGCGAGUUCCGAAGCGGUGGCGAAGUUGGAACAAGAGGCGGAGAACCAGUCCGCCUGUGAAGUUGGCGUUAAGCAACAUAUUGGCUCGAACAUCAAGAGUCUGUUCCGCCUGGCCAAAGCGACAGGGAUUUCUCGAGCAGAAUUCCAAUCUUUGGUGCGGACGGAGCUGGACCUGCUGAAUGUCUCCGACGAGGAUGAGUGA